UUUUAGUAUUAAUCAAUUCUAAUAGCUUGUAUACCAAAACGAACUAAAUCAAACAAUCAGUUUUUUACCAAACAGCUAACGCCUUUUCUUUGAAUACUUUAUCUAGUGUGGUAAAAUCCUAGUGAAAGAACUCGUGCAGCGAUCCUAGUGAAUGGCAGGAGGAGAGGUGUUUAGAAGGCCGGUCAAUCAAAACCAGCACGGUAAAGAAUUCCCAGCCCAAAAUCCAAAACAAAAAAAAAAAAUCCAAAGUUGGCACAGGACAUUAUCCCCGGCUCGGCAAAGAAAACAGUCCAAAAAUUAUCAAAUAUCCAUGCAAGUCCAACUCCUCACAGCCCAGAACACAGCUAAAGAUCCGCAUCCCAGAUAUCCAAAAAGUCGCGCGGCCCAAAUUCCAACAAUCCAGCCCAAUAAUCCAUACGCUCCAUCCCAGUGGACUAGGGUUUCACCACGUUCCCGGGUCAGGCCCAUCAGCUCCAGCCCAGCGUAUCAUCCAGUUCAGCGCCGCACAGUUGAAGCGGCAAUCCCCCCAAAAUUCAAAAUGCUACAGUACCCGAUGCAGACGGAUGGGGUCCAAUCAGCUUGCAGACCAGUCAGCUCGCCGUUGUCCUUCUCCGGCAAGCUCCGAUCGGGCUACCCUUGCUCGUAUCCAACCAGUACCCUUCCCCCCGCACCGAUCAUCCCCUCCGACGUGACAGUCCUUCAUCCUCGUUCAAAGCCUUCGGUUUCCAGUCCUCUUUCCAAUACAUAAUCCGCUAAAUCCCAAUCCGUUCACCAUCAUAUCAAGCCCCCACACGCUCAAAGACUGAUUCCAUGGUUACUAGUACUUGUUCUUGCCCGUAUGCAUUUUCCGGCGAACUUCCCCUCUCCAGCGAACGAAGCAGCCCAGAUACCCAGAACAGUGCCUCCAUUCAAAUCCAUUAGCCUCAUCCCACCUUCAAAAUCGACCCUUUCACCAUAUUAGCAGCCCCACAACUAUGCCCAUGGUUACUAACCAUCGUAAUUGUUGGGAAAGUGUUUACCGGCGAGCUACAACCUCUGGAGAACAGGGACACUUACCUUCACAAACGAUUUUGAACCCAGCUUCCGUCAAUUCAGAUCCGAUAGCUUCAACCUCACCUUCCAAACUUUUAACCUCCAAAUCUGACCCGUUCACCAUCGUUCCAGCCCCCUCGGCUCAAGGCUACCGCCCCAUGGUUACUAGCCGCCUGUGAUGUUAGUCAAGGCGUUUUCCGGCGAAGUAUCCACCAACGAAAAACUGCAUAUCCACGAACAGUUUCGAACCUAAACGAAACAUGUUUCCAAAAAUGCAUAGAUAAGAACCUAUGUAAAUCUAAAGGGCAGUAGUGAAGCCUACCGGAGCCAUGAGGACUCCGGCGGCGGCGACCAACACUAAGGGGAGGCGCCGGAAACUGAGAAAGCAACCUAGAAUAUAGUAUAUUCUAGUGAAAGAGACUCUCAACUCCCUCUAGAAUCCUUCGUACAUGCCGUUCCAAAAAUGCAUAGAUAAGAACCUAUAUAAAUCUAGAGGGCAGUAAUGAAGCCUACCAGAGCCGUGAGGACUCCGGCGGCGGCGGCCAACACUCAGGGGAGGCGCCGGAACCUGAGAAAGAAACUAGAAUAUAGUACUCCAUAUAUUCUAGUGAGAGAGGCUCUCAACUCCCUCUAGAAUCCUUCAUACAUGCCGACAUUUCUUCUC
This is a messenger RNA of Cuscuta epithymum, 1696 nucleotides long. The record is from the annotation of a GenBank genome assembly. Lineage: Eukaryota; Viridiplantae; Streptophyta; Magnoliopsida; Solanales; Convolvulaceae.